UCUUCCUUUUAUAGUUAUUUCUCGCCUGGCACUCGCCCGGGCCGCCGCCGCUGCUGCUGCUGCUGCUGCUGCCGCCGCGGCGGGGGCCGCUCGCGAACCUGUGGCGGUGACGUGAGACCGGCCAACCCGGAAACGGCGGCGGCGGCGGCACCCGAGGCUCCGAGGCUCCUGCGCUCCAGCGCCCGCGGCCGCGCUCCCCUCGCUGCUCGCCCGGCCGCCAGGAGACGACACUGAGGCCUGGAAUUUGAGCAUCACGUUCAAGGUUACCAAGUUGAUAGAAGGACAAGACCAGAAUCACCAGCACUGGCUGAAGGUUUGCUGGCAUGGGUAAUCUCAUUAAGGUGCUAACCAGGGACAUAGACCACAAUGCAGCACAUUUUUUCUUGGACUUUGAAAGUACCUUAACAUGGGGAAUCUUCUUAAAGUUUUGACAUGCACAGACCUUGAGCAGGGGCCAAAUUUUUUCCUUGAUUUUGAAAAUGCCCAGCCUACAGAGUCUGAGAAGGAAAUUUAUAACCAGGUGAAUGUAGUAUUAAAAGAUGCAGAAGGUAUCUUGGAAGAUUUGCAGUCAUAUAGAGGAGCUGGCCAUGAAAUACGAGAGGCGAUCCAGCAUCCAGCAGAUGAGAAGUUGCAGGAGAAGGCUUGGGGCGCGGUUGUUCCACUAGUAGGCAAAUUAAAGAAAUUUUAUGAAUUUUCUCAGAGGUUAGAAGCAGCACUAAGAGGCCUUCUGGGAGCCUUGACCAGUACCCCGUACUCUCCCACGCAGCAUCUAGAGCGAGAGCAGGCUCUUGCCAAACAGUUUGCAGAGAUUCUUCACUUCACACUCCGGUUCGACGAACUCAAGAUGACAAAUCCUGCCAUACAGAAUGAUUUCAGCUAUUACAGAAGAACAUUGAGUCGUAUGAGGAUUAAUAACGUUCCAGCAGAAGGAGAAAAUGAAGUAAAUAAUGAAUUGGCAAAUCGAAUGUCUUUGUUUUAUGCUGAGGCAACCCCAAUGCUGAAAACCUUAAGUGACGCCACAACAAAAUUUGUAUCAGAGAAUAAAAAUUUACCAAUAGAAAAUACCACGGAUUGUCUAAGCACCAUGGCCAGUGUAUGCAGAGUCAUGCUCGAAACACCGGAAUACAGAAGCAGAUUUACAAACGAAGAGACAGUGUCAUUCUGCUUGAGGGUAAUGGUGGGUGUCAUAAUACUCUAUGACCACGUACAUCCAGUGGGAGCAUUUGCCAAAACUUCAAAAAUUGAUAUGAAAGGUUGUAUCAAAGUUCUUAAGGACCAACCUCCCAAUAGCGUAGAAGGUCUUCUAAAUGCUCUCAGGUACACAACAAAACAUUUGAACGAUGAGACUACCUCCAAGCAAAUCAGAUCCAUGCUGCAAUAGCAGCCCUGGGCGGGCGCCUGCUGUGGACAAAAGACAGUAUUCUGCAGUGGCUGAGAAUGCACAGUUUUUAGUGAUUGCAAUUACUAUCUCAUGUACUCCUGCUUUUUAUUUCUUUCCUCUGUUCCUCUUCCCUCUUUUUUAAUCAUGUUCUCGUUCUCAAGACUUCUUUUCUGUGCCAAAACCAGUAAAGUUCUACUCUGAAGGGACACUGUCCUUUCGAAUGGGCCAUCUGAGGCAGCUAAUUCCGCAUUGCAUUGGGGUCUCUACUGAGAAAAAUUCUGUGACUUGAACUAAAUAUUUUUAAAUGUGGAUUUUUUUUGAAAACUAAUAUUUAAUAUUGCUUCUCCUGCAUGGCAAAACUGCCUAUUCUGCUAUUUAAAAACCGUCAACGACUUUAUUUUCUACUGCCGCUUUUUUCAUGUGCAGCCAAAAUGAAAAUGUUUAAAUUAACUGUGUUGUACAAAUGGUACCCAACACAAACUUUUUUUAAAUUAGUAAGACUUUUGUUUAAAGUUUUAAGUUUGCAUUUUGACUUUUUUUGUAAGGAUGUAUGUUGUGUGUUUAACCUUUAUUAACUAACGUUAAAAACUGUGAUGUGUGCGUAGAAUAUUACGUAUGCAUGUUCAUGUUUAAAGAAUGGCUGUUGAUGAUAAAAUAAAAAUCAGCUUUCAUUUUUCUAA
Molecule: messenger RNA, 2061 nt
Organism: Acinonyx jubatus (cheetah)
Lineage: Eukaryota; Metazoa; Chordata; Mammalia; Carnivora; Felidae
Gene: CYRIB
Product: CYFIP related Rac1 interactor B
Exons: 14
Coding region: 407-1381 (324 amino acids)
Biological process (GO): regulation of actin filament polymerization; positive regulation of T cell activation
Molecular function (GO): small GTPase binding
Source: RefSeq, a predicted model, not a curated record